Molecule: messenger RNA, 919 nt
Organism: Rubroshorea leprosula
Lineage: Eukaryota; Viridiplantae; Streptophyta; Magnoliopsida; Malvales; Dipterocarpaceae
Source: the annotation of a GenBank genome assembly
GGUCCUGUGGAAGUACUUCAAGUUUUAAGUUCUAACUUCUCUUACAUCUCAUACAGUAAUUCUACAGCCACAAUCUCUCUUUUUAGUUUUUACUCCACUUUUUCUCUUCUUAAAAACAAUUUUUAAAUUUUCCUAAUAAAAAUUUAAAAUUUUCACUUAUUAACAUGAACAGUAGAAACAAUGCACAAGCUGCCACAAGCACUAACCAACAGGCGGUAAAAAGAUCGAAUUGAAGACAAGCAGCUAAUAAACGGGAGAGAUUAUUGUAAAUAACGAACGGUACCGUCGGUACGUGAUGUAUAAACGAUGACAGUAUGGCCCAAAGUCCGUUCACAGUACCUCCCUCCUCGCCGAGUAGCCCUUCUGAGAUCUCCGAGUCAACCCUACGGGCGAACCAAACCGAACACGCUACUGUCACCACGGCAGUCACGAUCCUUGCCUUCUUGCCUCCUCUCAUUCCACCACGGAACUCCUCAUCCUCUUCGCCUGGAACAUUGAUGUGGUUAAUGUCACUCUCGCCUGGUGCUGGAGAAGGCGAACUAGUCGGGGGUCCAUUCGGGGACAGAUCUGAUGGCGACGGAGCCACCGUAGACGGAGGAGAAUCUGGAAGCGGCGAAAAAUCAGGAGAUCCAACCGGAGAAGGAGCGAGUGCCAGAGAAGAAGUAUCGCCCAAUUCAGGCGCCGGCACAGGUGACAACUCCGGCGACUCCGAAGCGAACGCGAAGUGGAUAAGUGACAAGAACAAAACAGCAGCAAAUUCAAGCUUCACCAUUGCUAGACCUGGAAAUGAAUUCUUGGAGAAGAGUGCAAAGGAAGUUUGUGAAGAUCGCAAAAAACCUUCUUAAGCCCUUCAACUUUUCAACAGAAAGUGACAAGCCCCUGAAAGUAAAAAGGGGGCAAAUAAGCCCUUCAACCUCAC